Messenger RNA from Pristis pectinata (smalltooth sawfish), 2810 nucleotides. It is a transcript of the gene nfkbie, whose product is annotated as nuclear factor of kappa light polypeptide gene enhancer in B-cells inhibitor, epsilon. The record is from RefSeq and is a predicted model, not a curated record. The coding region runs from base 1 to 1398 and encodes 465 amino acids. The transcript has 7 exons. Gene Ontology annotation, molecular function: protein binding. Lineage: Eukaryota; Metazoa; Chordata; Chondrichthyes; Rhinopristiformes; Pristidae.
AUGGGGGAAUGGAGGUCGGGGGAGCAGACCGAGCCCACUCCCACCCCCGAGCUCCCCACGGACACACGAUGCCCCAGCUGUCCGUGGGCCUCGUCAAAUCCUCCCCUCUCUGGGGAAAUCCCAGUCUGUGCCCCAACUCCCAGGCACGCCUGCACUGGCGUGACCGCAGCAGGACGCCUUAAAGGGGAGGGACGCCUGCACCUCGCCUUUAAGGAGCUGGCGGGGAGCCAGCGAGGGGGAGGCUUUGCUGAGGGGAAGUUCCAGCGAGCGAGGUUUGAUGUGAGGUCGGACGGCUGUCAGCCGAAUGCAGAGAGCCCCGUCUCCCCGGCACGGUGGUUCCCGGCAUCGGAGCGCCGGCGCCCGGCCAUGGAUCGGGCUGCAGGCGGCGGCGGCGGCACGGAGGCCGGCGGGCCGGGCCUAACCAAGCCCCGGGCCUGGGAGCUGGGCCCCGCCGGCGGCAGCACCGGCGAGGAGCGCUGCGAGUCGGCCUUCGACUCGGCCUACGGCUCCGGCCUGCUGGACAGCUUCAGCUCCCGCUGCUCCGUGGCCGAGGGCUGCGGCAGGGUGGUGGAGGAGGAGGAGGAGGAGGAGGAGGUGGUGGUGGUCGAGGAGGUUUUUGACCCCUGGAGCUACUUGAGCGAGGAGGGAGACACGUUCCUUCACCUCUGCAUCAUACACGAGGCAGAGAGCCUAGCCCUUGCUUUCAUCAGCCAAUCCAAGGCAGAGUACCUGAACUGGCAGAACGACCUCUUCCAGACUCCAUUGCAUCUGGCCAUGUACACUCGGCAGGCGAACGUAGUGCGUCAGCUGGUGCUGAAGGGAGCGGACGUGGGGCUGCAGGACCGCAACGGCAACACUGCGCUCCACCUGGCCUGCCAGUACGGCUUGGAGGAGUGCAUGCAGGCCCUGACGAAGCCCGCCUCAGCCAAGGAGCUGGCCCUGUUCGGGCGCAACACCACCAACGUGCUGGCACCUCAGAACCUGGAACGGCAUAACUGGCAAGGCUUGACCUGUCUGCACGUGGCGGUUCUGUGCCGGAGAGAGGCAAUAGUGCAACAACUGCUGGAGUCCGGAGCCAAGAUCAAUACACAGGAGGCCACGAGUGGCCGGACGGCCCUGCACCUGGCAGUGGAGCUGGGCGAGGCGGGCCUGGUGCUGGGCCUGCUGCAGGCCGGGGGCGACGUGGACGCGCCGAUGUACAACGGCUGCACCCCGCUGCACCUGGCGGUGGGCCGGCUGGACGCGGCCGUGGCCGCUGCCCUCUGCCAGGCUGGGGCUGACCCGCUGCGACCCAACCUGGAGGAGGAGACACCGCUGGACCUGGCCAACAGUAACUCCGAUGUCCUGGAGCUGUGCCCUUUCGAUGACGUGAGGUUACGGGGUCAGCCGGUCAUGUGACAGGUCAACGGAUGGCGGACUGUACAUAAUGCAGCCAAGGGGUGUGGGGGGAGGGGGGCAUGAGAACAGCCCCCUCAACCACCCCCCCCCCCCCACCACUCCCCCCCAACCAGUGGCAGGACCACUUGGUAUCCUACACCCCGAUGAGAUACCCCACCCAUUGCCUCCACUACCUCUGCUCCCCCUCAGACUGAGUGAUUGGAUGGUUGCCACUCACAAGGAUGUCGCUAUGGAUGCAAGACUUGGUUGCAUCUUGCUGGGACGGAUGUGGUUAGAUCCCACAGUGGGGGUGGGAGGGGGAGACCCCCGUGCCAAGAAAAAGGGAAUAAACUCAACCUGUGCUUAUUGUCGCCAUUCGCUCCUCCUUUGCUGCUCCUGCCUCCCCGCCCCAGUGUUGCAAUCACUCACAGUUGGUCGCUCUCUCCCGCGCGCGCGCGCCCUCUCUCGCUCUCCCUCGUGCACUCUCUCCCACCUUGUGGUUAAUUGGUUUAUGUACCAAGUCACAUGUACCAAGAUCCAGUGAAAAGCUUUGUUUCCCAUGCCAUCCACACAGAUAAUUUCAAACAUCAUACAUUGAGGUAGUACAAGGGAAAAGCAAUAACAGAAUGCAGAAUCUAUUGUUCCAGUUACAGAGAAAGUGCAGUGCAGGCAGACAAUAAGGUGCAAGGGCCAUGACAAGGUGGGUUGGGAGAUCACCCUUAUCAUACAAGAGAUCUGUUCAAUAGUCUGAUAACAGCGGGAUAGAAGCUGUCCUUGAGCCUGGUGGUACGUGUUCUCAGGCUUUUGUAUCUGCCCGAUGGGAGGGGGGAGUCCUUGAUUAUGUCGGCUGCUUUCCCGAGGCAGCGGGAUGUGGAGGGGAGGCUGGUUUGCCUGACGGACUGGGCUGCGUCCCCAACUCUCUGCCAUCUCUCUUGGUCUUGUGCCAUACUGUUCUUGGACACCUCCAGUAGCCCCUGCCCUGCCCCCGCUGUACCUUGCCGCCCCCUCGGAAGUCGACCGCCCACGUCAGGCUCCGCGGACGUGAGACCGGAGCCCGGCUUGCUGAUUCAGCGCCUGCGGCGAGGUGGAGCUGCGCUGUCGGGUGCCGUCUCACCAACCGGACAUUGGACCGAAUCCCUCGCCAGUGGACGUGUCGAGAUCUUGAUCCACCGCUGGAAGAACGGAGGCGCACCCCUGCUGAUGGCUACUCGAUGUUACAAAGCACACAUUAUAAUAUUGCUGUUUGUGGGAUCUUGCUUUGUACAAAGCGGACACUGUUCCCUGCAACAGUAACUACACUUCUAAGGUACUAUUGAUUGUAAGGUGCCUACGUUCAUCCUUGUUUUCUCCUGCCUCUUCUUUUUCCUCCCCAGAAUCCCACGCAUUUUUUUGUACUUUUCUGACAUUAAAAGGCACUGAUUAAAUCUGGGACA